Molecule: messenger RNA, 4294 nt
Organism: Triplophysa rosa
Lineage: Eukaryota; Metazoa; Chordata; Actinopteri; Cypriniformes; Nemacheilidae
Gene: maptb
Product: microtubule-associated protein tau b
Exons: 13
Coding region: 259-2550 (763 amino acids)
Biological process (GO): neuron projection development; microtubule cytoskeleton organization
Cellular component (GO): neuron projection
Molecular function (GO): microtubule binding
Source: RefSeq, a predicted model, not a curated record
AAAAGAAUGUGGACAAGUCCAAAUAACAGCAUCAACCUUUUUUACAGUGCUUUGAAAUAUUUCAUUAUUUGUGGAGCCAAGUGAAGGAUUAGAAUUUUUGGAGACGAAGAUUAUCCAGGUGAAGGACACUGCUUGCGCCCUCUUCCCUCUUCAGAACGCCGAAGGAACUGCGCGCUCUGACAGCAGGGUUUGCUCACUGGCUGACUGCUGCAGUUGGACAGACAAUAACUGUGCCACAAAGUCUGAAAUCAUCUCAAAAUGGAUCAUCAGGACCACAUGAAUUCUGGACAGGUGGGUGAUUCUCCUGACAUAGGCAACAUGAGCAUCAAUGAUGGCCAUCAACAAGACUUGAAGAAUGGAACAGCAGCAUAUAUGGGACCUGGGGAUGGUCCAGUGAAAGAGAAGACACAUGAACUGACAUCUGAAGUGACCAGCCAAAAGCCUGUUUUGGAAGAUUGUGAACCCAAGUCUACUUCCUUUGAUAGAGAUGUACCAUUGGAAGAUUUAACCCCAGGAAGUCUGCCAGAGAGUGGCCGGAGCAGUGCGGCAUCAGUGGAUGAGGAGGGAGAGCAGGAGAACGGGGAAAGGGAGAAAUCUGUCAGCCCACACCAGUCACCCGCGUCCCCACAUCUGCAGACCCUUUCCGCAGGGUUGGGUUCAGGGAUCAUGGGCUUUGACAGCCAAGAAAAGAAGAGUCCCUCAGAGAAGAUGUCUGAUCACAGUCCCAGUGGGCUUGAGGAUGAGAAAGAGGAGAAUGAAACAAAACGUUCUUGUUCUCCUGAUGUGGAUGCGCCUUCUGGAAAUGAUAUCAAUAUGGAAGAACAGAAAAAUGGUGAAGAUGAUUAUGAUGAAGACAAGGACAGAGAAGAUGUUGUGGAUGAUGAAGAAGAGAAAGAAACUGGAGAUAAUUUGGUAUGCAGUUCUGUUGCCCCAGGUUUGACAUCUCAAAAAGAUGAUCGAUUUAAUAGCGAACACGAAGCCCCUACUCAUCUUUCCAUGACCCCAGAGGAAGCUAAAAAGCGUGGCCUAUCCUUCGACUACACCGAACCUCAGGAUCCAGGUCAGCAGAGUGCCCCUGCGGGCUGGGAGUGCAGUUCUGACAAAACGCCACCGGAAAGCAAGAGCCCAGACUCCUGUCGGGCAGAUCCAGGCUCUCCUCUUUCUCCCAUUGGUGCGGCCGAGCCCACCCAUCAGGAGUUGUCACUCACAGACGUCCAUACCAAUGCUCGUGAGGAAGAAGAGGAAGUACCAGAAGAAGAAGAGGAUGAGAGCAGCAUUCCUCCAUGUUCCCAAGAGACGGCAGAACCCAAGAUGGAACAUGAAGCAGAUUCAGAGGAACACAAAGAACCCAAAGAAGCAAAAGAGGACAAGCAAGAUAAAGCAGAGAAAUACUUGGAGACAAGUGAGGAUCUUAUUGAAAUGCAAAAUCUCCAGUCUGUUGCCAAACCAGAACCUGAUGCUGAUGCUGCUCCUGCUAAAGAUACCGUCAAGCCCAGCGCUCAAGUAAUGCCAAGCAAAGGAGCUCCCAUCAAAGAAUCCCCUGCCAAAAAAACCAAGAAACCUGUUGCCACGGUCACUGCCACCCCUUACCCCAAAUCUGCUCCAAAACUUCAGAAAACUCCCUCCAAAGAUGCUGCUCCGGCCAUAAAAUCAAGUGUCCCAUCCAAAGCCAAGACUGGAGCAGGAGGGGCUUCUGAGAAAAAGGUUGGCGAUGCCAGGACGAAGGCAGUAGGCAUUAAACCCCAAGGAGUAGGCACCAAAAUCCCAGCUGCUUUACGGAUGGAGCAGCGAAGGGCAGGACCAGGGUCCAUUGAGAGAGCGGACUCACCCAAAACCCCAGACCGCAGUGGUUGCAGCAGCCCGGCCAGUCGCUCCUCAACACCUGGACAACAGGUGAAGAAAGUAGCCGUGGUCCGCACCCCGCCUAAAUCGCCCGGUUCGCUGAGAUCCCGCGCCCCCAUCGCCCCUGUUGCACCCUUGCCUGACCUGAAGAACGUCAGGUCCAAGAUUGGCUCCACUGAGAACCUCAAACACCAGCCUGGAGGAGGGAAGAUCACUAUUGUUCAUAAGAAGAUCGACAUGUCAAAUGUUGAGGCUAGAUGCGGAUCCAAAGGCAAUAUCAAGCAUGUUCCUGGAGGUGGUAAUAUUCAGAUUUUGCAUAAAAAGAUUGACUUGAGCAACGUCCAGUCAAAAUGUGGCUCUAAGGCCAACAUUCGUCACAAACCAGGAGGUGGAAAUGUGGAGAUCAAAUCUGAGAAAUUGGAUUUCAAAGCCCAGUCAAAAGUUGGAUCUCUUGAUAACAUUGGACAUGUUCCUGGGGGCGGUCAGAAGAGGAUUGAGAGCCAAAAGUUAAAUUUCCGCGAACAAGCCAAAGCCCGCACCGAUCAUGGCGCUGAGAUCGUGUACCAACCCACCGAUGUUUCCAUGGACGGAUCGCCCCGCCGUCUGAGCAACGUGUCUUCCUCCGGCAGCCUCAACAUGACUGAUCCCCCACAACUGUCUACGCUAGCUGAUCAGGUGUCAGCCUCCCUCGCUAAACAAGGCCUGUGAGCCGUUUCCCUCCUCCCUCUAAAGGGUAGUGAUGUGUCAACGCAACAAAAUGUGUCAACAAUUGACAAAAAUAAAGUUUUAAGUAUCUCCUUCAGUCCUUUCAAAUAAGGUGCUUGUCGGAUUCUCCUAACUAAAGGUUGUCCUGGUGGCUUGUCUGCUUAAAUUUUUUCGCCUUCUGGCAUGGAGGGACUGGUAUUGAUGUUAUUGGCUAUCAUUAAAAUAAUACCAAUUUGAGCUGGUGGUGUAUUGAUCCAAAUGGUCAUUUACAGCACAGAGUAACCAGAUUUUUUAAUUCCCCCGUUUUUUAAAAGAAACAAAGACGACGACAUUUGCUUUGAAAGCUGCAUUUGAUCGGUUGCCUUAUUGUGAAUGUUUUUUUUAUUUACCAUAUCUUACGCAUUCCUGUUAUGACAUGCAGCGGUGGUGAAGGUUUGAAAAGGUGAAGUUCAUUAGGAAGAAGAAAAAUAUUAAACACUCUUUGGUAAAGCAGAAAAAAACAGGUUGGGGCAUUUGUUUUAUCAGGCUGUGAUGGACACACAAGUCAUACAUUCUGAAAGCAUAUCUGGACUUUAUAAAAAUAGACAGCACAUUUGUUCUAACUAUAUCAUAAAUAACUGAAGAAAUUGAAAUCUUGGUACUAGAGUCUACCUGCACAUUAAGAUUGUAUAGCAUCUCAAAACUAGACAUUUGCAUCUAUAUUUAAAUACUUCACAACAGCUUUUUAGCCAGGGACUUCAUUCCUCAUGAAUCCUGAAAUUUGUGGAUAGUUGCAUUGCUGAAAGAACUGUGCUUGGCCUCAAUUGACUAUUUUGACAAAGUAGAAAUAAACCAGUAAAAUAAUCAAAACCUUAUGACAUAUUUUGAACUAGAACUGGUAAAUUGGUAAGUGAUCUAAGGCUACAGCAGAACAAAACUGAUACAUUUGGUGUGAAAUGACGCAGGACACCCAGCCAAGCUUCUUCAGUUAUAAUACCUUAUUAUAUCAUCAACCCAAACCACACUGCACAUUCCCAGCAUGCAAUGAACUUCACCGAGAUCUUGAACAUAAUAAUUCACCAUAUCCCUUUUCACUGUUUAGAGAACUCUGUACUUGACUUAAAGGAGUGUUUAACUAGUUUUUAAAUAUUAAAAGAUAAAGACAUAAAAUAAAGCGAGAUAAUGAACAAAGCUACCUGCAAAAAACAUGUUUGUAAAUUGCACAUUUUUUCCUUACAGUGUUGUGUGGACGAUUUUUGCUUAUUUGAAAGUGAACUGAUCGGACAUUUCCGCCUGCGAUAUGCCUCUAACUCAACUACUCGUAAAUAUGUAUAUCUUGCAUUUAAAAGAAGGGAAAUUAAUACAAACGCAGAAAAUUGGAAACAUAUUUGUAAACGAUUUGCCUAACGCCACAUAAUCUCAGAUUACUACAUGACAAGCUUCAGACGGACUGCUGUAAAUCCAACAGUGUGGCGUCUCAAUACAGCAUGCUGCUAACAUAAACCAGAGAAUUUAGAUAUGUGGGUUAAGCCAACGAACAGAUUUACCAGAUAAAAUGUUAAGGCCCUUGUAGCUAGCUGUAUUUCAAACGGUCCUGUAGUCUGUUAACCACUUCUCUCUUUCCCAAUGUUUCAUUUCCUGCCUCUGCUCUUUCAUCGCCUUCUAGCUUGACAGUUGUGAUUGUCCUUGUUGUAAUGUGUUUUAUUGGUUUACACCGAUACUCCUUGCUGUAAACGUGAAUUUGGAAAUAAAGUCCGUAUUAAACUGC